AUGGCGCGGCCAAAUCAAGAGGAGAUCGGCCAGGGUAGCGAAGCUCGCGGAAAGGUUCCAACCUGCCGUGAUAGACUCUGGCGCUCUGAGAUCGAAGCUGCCAUCGAAUCCACCGAGGCGCAGGCAGCCACUCUCGAGGAUCGCCGUAGACAGCGCACGCCAUGUCGUUGUCCCGGAGGAUGGGGUCACAACCAAUAUGACUUUGAAGUCAAUAUGAUUUUCUCUGACCGGGCAGAGACCUCCAUCCACUAUGAUUCAAGCUUCUUUAUUGGCUCAUAUGGCAGACCCAAGAAGAAAUAUGAACAGCCAGACAGGGUUUAUGGGUUGGUCCAAACGGAAAAUUUCAAGGUAUUACUGGAUUCAGCCGACAAACGUGUGCCUUUGGAUGAGGAUACAAGAAUUUUACGCCACACGCUUGAGUCGUCGCCGUUCAAGAGGGACCGUGAGCCGCUUUUGUUUCCGUUUCUUAUUGUUGAGGCAAAACCUGACACUGUUGGGGACUCGGCUGCGGUAGAAAUGCAGACGGCUUUUUGCAUUAGACGGCUCCUGAUGUUGCAGGAUGGACUUCGUGCUGCAACUGGCGUGAAGUCACGGUGGCAUGCAGGAUCACUGGUGUGGUUUUUUGCCUACCAUGGCAAUGAAUGGAGCAUCAAGGCUAGUUUCACAGACUACGGAGAUAGCUCUAUUCCAAGUUAUUGUACUGUGGAUUUAUGGAAGGGAGAUAUAUGCAACAAAAGUUGCGCUCUGCAGCUUUUGCUGAUCGUGGAUUAUAUAUUUGACUGGGCUCGUGACGUGUACAGACAAUCGAUCCUGACCGAGUUGCACAUCUUGACGGGCCGAGAGACGCUGUCUACUGACCCUGAUAUAUUUUCCACUAUUGGGCGAAGGAAUUCGAGGAUCCCAUCGGAAUGGCCUAAUCCCUCUCAGGAGAUAGGCAGUGAUAAUGGGGUGUUGGACAAUGGUGAUGAUGAUGAUGAUGAUGAAAAAGGGGCCACCAACUCUCCUUUGAUUACCAGUCGCCAGUCCCUUGGUAUCGUGAAAGAUGCUUCCACCAUCCGAUCUAGAUUUUUGUCACUUCAAAUAACCGAAAAAGACAUAGACAGCUUACUACUUUCAUUCGCAACAGUCGAAGCUGAAAACAAUGCUGUGCGUACAAUGAUACAGUGCUUGGACCAUUCAUGGCGAAUGACAGCCGAAGCACUGUCGGGACUUGAAGGCCUGUGGUCUAAUGUCAGGUUAAGAGAAGACAACCGCGAUCCGGAAGAUGUGUUCCACGUCAGAAUCGUCAUCCUCAUGCAUGUAUCGGUGGAUUGGGUUCCUGUUCGACAACUGACCUACCUCGCGAUCUCCGAAGGGGCCCUCAAAGUUCUCAUGUCCAGAACUGGAUUAUCCGUAGCUUCGUCGGGCCUCCAAACUGAUUUCGUUGGGGUGCCGGCCAUUAAAAAAUCGGAGAUAGAGGCCUUUGUAGCUUCUAUCAUGGAACAAUCCAUAGUCGAUAACUUGACAGCAGCCACCUCUAUGCUUUGUUUAUCUAGCCACUUUUACCGGCAGGCUGGCAAGAUUCCCAAAAAAUGGCACCUCAAGAGGUCAGGUAAAUAUUUUGUUGGCUUUAGUUUGGAUGGAUCGCCUUCUGUCCUUGAACUAGUCGAGACUAUCUAUGAGUCGCACAAGAUAGGUAGAAGGGAGCCCACGGACCCUUACAUUCGAUUUUCACAGAAUGAGGCUACGCAGACGAUUAAGAGCAGGGAGUUUUGCAUGUGGCCGCAACUAGACCAUAUUUGCCAGGAUACAAAUGGCUGUGCCUUAGUUGACGGCUUGAAUCUUCAUACAAAUGGCGCAAGGUACUGCUUGUAUAUUUUAACUCGACGUGAUUUUGAAGCAUCGACUAUUCCCUAUAUUGUCGAGAGCCUAGCCGAGGGAGGGCUUUACUACUCCACUAUGCAAAUAGGCCCCAAUCUUCGCCCUGGUCAGUACUUCAAGUAUCUCAACGAGCCUACAAUAUCACGUCGACUUUGGAGAGAUGUGGAGACUCUUAGUUCUUUGAGAGAAUGGAUAGAAGGCCUCAAGCAGACUAGGCUGAUCGGAGAAACUGGCGAAACCCCAGACUCUCCUAUAGUUCUCUCAUCUGACGAGGAAUCUAUGAAUGACGACUACAUGGAUGAGGAUUGA
Molecule: messenger RNA, 2169 nt
Organism: Talaromyces atroroseus
Lineage: Eukaryota; Fungi; Ascomycota; Eurotiomycetes; Eurotiales; Trichocomaceae
Exons: 4
Coding region: 1-2169 (722 amino acids)
Source: RefSeq, a predicted model, not a curated record